GGCCGCCCCAUGUGGUUGUCCAGCUGGACUAAAGCUCGAUCAGCUUCAACUUUCAAGUCGCAUCUAGCUGGCCCAUGCAAGCACUGCGUUGCAUUGCAACCCCUCUCAGCUGUCCUAUCUUUUGAGCGCACAGCAAAGUUUAGAGACGUCCUUCAUCAAGAACUCCCUGCGCCUUGCCGCCCCUGCAAGCUGAAGCCUUCUAGGAAGCUCAUCCUGCGCUUUGUACGCGCCUCAAGGCCUGCCCUGCGCCUCGCCUUCUCCAAGGCCAUCCCAAAAACACGCGGCUCAAAGAGAGCAUGUCUCUGGUGUGCUUCCCUUUUAAAGAAGAAGAUGUCUCCAUAGUCGUCAGGAACGUUGAAUACGCCGCCCAACACCCCCGCGUCCAUGCCGUCCUCUGCGUAGGGUACAGUAAGGGAGAGACAUGGCACGCCAUUGCCAACUCCAGGGCAGGCAUUGAGGCGAGGACUGGGAAGCGCGUCAUCCUCCUGCUGCAGAAGCGGAUCGGCCUCAGCCUCAGGGGCGGCAAGGGCGAUGGCAUGAACACGGCCCUGCUCUAUUUUGCCGAGAACAAGGAGUACUCUCGGCUCCACUUCUAUGAUGCCGACAUCGUGUCCUUCUCAGGGGACUGGAUCACCAAGGCGGAGCAGUCAGGCGACCUCGACUAUGACCUCGUGCGCCACUACUUCCCCCGCUCGUCGACGGAUGCCAUGAUCACAUGGCUCGUCACCAAGAUCGGCUUCUCUCUCAUCUGGCCUAACACCUACCUCCCCCAUGUGGAACAGCCCCUCGGGGGGGAGCUCAUGCUCACCCGCAGAGCAGUGGAGGUCCUGGUUAAGGACCAGCGGGUGAUGCAGCAGAGCGAUUGGGGGAUUGACACCCUGUACACCUUUGUGACUGCCCAGGCAGGGCUCAGGGUCUCGGAGGUGUAUGUCCCCGAGGGCAAGGUCCACGCUCUGUAUGGGGGUCUGCGUGACCUGCGCACCAUGCUGGUGGAGUGCUUCAGCGCGCUGCAGUCGCUGCAGAGGGAGCAGAUCCACCCCCUGGCAGGGCUGCACAGGAUGGAGCCUCCCAAGGCUGUCCCGACAGCGGUGCGCGAGAAGCUCGGGUACGACAUCGAGAAGACGCUCAAGCUGCUGCGCGACAACUGGACCCCCCGCCAGAGGGAGCUCCUGCACAAGCACUUUGACAGCGCGCUCGCCAAGGGCCUCGAGAACAGCAGCGAGUGGCCCUGCUGGAGCUUUGCAGACGAGGAGGCCUGGGUCAAGGCGUACCCACGCUUCUUGGAGCACUUUGAGAAGGGUGAUGACGACUGGGAGGAGCUGCUCUUCAAGAUAUGGGUGGCGCGCGUGCUCAACCACACCCUCAAGAACGUGGUGCGCGGGUACGACAUCGCGCUCGGGACACUGCGCGACCUGGUCAGGGACACCCAGCACAAGUCAGCCCUCCAGAUCAAGAACGCCAAGCGGGCUGCCGACAUCGCUGAGAAGCACCCCCUGGCCGCCGGCCACUCUGCAGCCUCCAUCAACGGGAGGGCCAACAAGAAGGCCAAGUUCGGCGUGGAGACGGAGGUGUUGUGCGCCGUCGCCCAGCAGUAGGCUUAAUAGAUUGACACCAAAACGUCCUGCUUUGACGUGUCAGCCGCUAAGGCGUCCAGUCAAAUCGUCUAGGUCAGGGAGCAUUUUGGUGAAGUCCUGCCGAGCCCGGGGAGGUCUCCCCGGGCGUGUAUAUAGAAUCUUGGAGCUGUGGCGGCUCGAGAGUGGGAGGCUUCGCGCCCCCCCUUUUGGUGAGAGAGUAACGUCUUCCGCGGGAGGCCUCUUGCAGCCUCCGAAUGCCCAGGAUGAUGGACGAAUCCUGCGCGCUUCCAGUAGGGGACUAGCCCGAGCACUAUGCUUAGGAACUCCUAGCCCCGCUGUUAAAUACCGGUGUGUAGAAUGGCUGGAGCCUUAUUUAGGGAGAGGCCGAGGUCAGCUGUUAGAUAAAAGCUGGCCAGGCUGCUCGCUGGUGGAUGGGCGGCCCGAAAGGGCGACCAUCGAGAGUCUGCUCGAGGAGUGUCCAGUUUAGACUCGUUACUUGUCGGAAGUGUGGUUAAGGUACAGAGUAGAUAGGAGCCGGGCUCAUGCGAGCCUAAGUUUCGCCGCUAGGCUUCCAUGAUGCUUUUGAAGCUUAAAGAAGGUACGUACGUAAAUAAACCUUAAUGUAAGUCUCCUUGCUACAAUGUGUACUAACUUUAGGAUCCAGAUGUAAGCUUGCUUAGCUUCUUGUUGCUCUCAUGUUUCAAGUCUGCAAUCUGAUGACGACCGUAUCUCACAUCUAG
Molecule: messenger RNA, 2314 nt
Organism: Klebsormidium nitens
Lineage: Eukaryota; Viridiplantae; Streptophyta; Klebsormidiophyceae; Klebsormidiales; Klebsormidiaceae
Source: the annotation of a GenBank genome assembly